AUGGCGGAAUGUUUGGUGCCAGAUGUCCCUGCUGUAAUAAUCGCCUUGAAGAAUUUAAGCGAAUUAGAUAAACGACUGAGAGAAGAAGGUGUUUCAUUUAGUCAAGAAGCAAGUCACCACCUGAGAGAAAUAGCUGAAGCCAUUAAAGAGCUGGAAUCAUCCAGAAAAACUGCACGUGAGAAACUUGAGGUGGAAACCAUUGAGACAAGCAAGCUUCGACAACGAAUAAUGAACCUAGAGGAUGAUAUCAGGACUGAAAUAUCAGCUUCUGUUUCUGCUGCGAGAAUAUGCAAUGCUGCAGAGAUGAAUCGACUUAAUUCUGAGCUGAAAAAUAUAGUUCAUGAUAUAGAGUCUGUGGAGCAGAGGCAGCAACUCCUUGAACAAGAAAAUACUGUUUUUUUUCAAGAUAAAGACAAUGUCAAAGGAAACUAUAAAGAUGCCAUUGAUAAGCUGAACCAGCUGCUGUCAGAUAAAGCCAGUAAGCAGAUUCUGCUAUCAGAAAAAAAGAAGGAGAUCAAGUCAUUAAAGGACCAAAUUCUCCAGGUGCAAACAGCAUGGAAUGACCUUAAAGAAGACAUGAUACAGAAGAGUAAAACAUUUCCUGAAAGAAAACACUCUUUGGAAAUGGAGAUAGAGAAAAUUGUUCUUGAGAUUAAAGAACAAAGAAAAAUCAAUGCAUUAAAGCACACCGAGAUUAAACUCAUUACAUCAGAACUCCAAGACAAGGAGGAGACAAUCACACAGUGUAAUAUUCAUAUCUCACAACUGGAGAAAAAUAUUGCUAGACUGACUGCAUCAAAAAUUAAGUGUAAAGAAUGUCUCCAUGAGAAGAUCAGUAAGACAGAGGAACUUGAUCAGCAAAAGGUGUUUCAUGAAAAAGGACUGCUCGAAUUGGCAGAAGCAUUUGAACAGAAAGUCCAGGCCCUUCAAGAGCAAAUCACAGAGAUUGAAAACAAGAUGGAGGAGGAACAAAAAAUUAAACGUGCUCUGUCAGAGGCCAUAGCUAAUCUGUCAGACAUAUUCAGCACUCAGAGGAAAGAGGAAGAUGAUGCGAUUGCCAAACAACGUAGUCUGACCAAACGGUUAGAGGAAUCUAAACAGAGACAUGAGGAACACAUUAUGUCCACUGCCAAAUGUAAAAUUGAAAUAAAAAAUAUGAAAGAAGAGAUGAGACAGCUUCAUGAAUCUAACAUAAUCGGUGUAGAUUUGUUUAAAAAAAGCCUGGAAGAAUUGGAAAGUCAGUUAGCCAAAGAGCACAUAAGCAGGGUAGCAUCUGAGGCUGAGAAAGAGAAAAUUUCUCAGUCUCUCAAGACUCUUAAAGAGAAACAUGAAGAGCAUUUAAGCGAGGCCAACGCAGCCAUCAAACUAACAAAGAAGAGAUAUAAAGAACUGCUUGAGGAGGAGAAGAAACUUCAAGAUCAUGUGUUAUUGAGUUCAGUGAUCGAGGGCCUUACAGAGAAGCUGGCAAAUGCUGACAAAGAAAGAAUACAAAUGGAAAUGGACUACCAGGCAGAAAUUCAACAGUUUACAAGGGACGCAGAAUCAAUCACACAAGCUCGCCAAGAGAAAGAGCAGGAGCUCAAGGUCCAGGAGUCAAUUUUAGAGAAGGUUGAGUCUCAGUUUGAUAUUGAUCAUCUCAGACAUCAGAUUUUACAGAAACAAACAGCAGAGUUGAAAAGCCAAACAAAAUAUUUUAAGCUCUCGAUUCAGGAAGUCACAAUGCAGACUGCAGCUCUGCUAGAACCAAAGGAAGACUUAAAGAGAGAGUUGGAGACCAUGAGGGCAAAGCAUAUUGAGAUGUUAUCUUUUCACACUGCAGAGAUAUGUGCCAUUGAAAAAAACAUAUAUGAGAACGGGGUUAUGCUGGAACAAGUUAAUAUGGAAAACAGUCGUCUGCAUCUGUGUAUUGAGCAAAUGAAGGAAGACAUAUCUAAUGCAAAAAAAGAAAAGGAGAAGUAUACUCAAGAGGCCGAGUGGAUGAAAGACGCAGUGCAGUCCCUUUUUAAGAGUCUGAUGGAUGUCUUUGCUACAGAAAUCGUGCUUACUGAGGAAUCUGCAGAGAGAGACCAAAAGGUCAUGGAGACCAUAGGCAAACUCGUGGUCAAGAUUCAGAAAAGGAAACAUCACAUCAGUGACAUCAAUAACAGGCAGGAGAAUGAGUUAAUGGGCAUACGGUCUAUGUUAGAGAAUCCAAACUACAAAAGACUGGAAAUUAACAGUCCCAUAAUAAAUUAGUUUGG
This is a messenger RNA of Xyrauchen texanus (razorback sucker), 2240 nucleotides long. It is a transcript of the gene ccdc175, whose product is annotated as coiled-coil domain containing 175. The record is from RefSeq and is a predicted model, not a curated record. Bases 1 to 2235 code for a protein of 744 amino acids. NCBI's taxonomy places the organism in Eukaryota, Metazoa, Chordata, Actinopteri, Cypriniformes, Catostomidae. The transcript is spliced from 19 exons.